CACGUCUCUCUCUCUCUCUCUCUCUCUCUCUCUCUCUUUCUCUUUUUGUCCGACGACGAUCGCUAAGAAUUAUCGCCGGAGAUUCCUUUAACCGCCAGAUUCUCGUUGGAAGAUCGAUCGAUAUAUAAUGAAUCCUGAAUAUGACUAUCUGUUCAAGCUUUUGCUUAUCGGUGAUUCUGGUGUUGGAAAAUCCUGCUUGCUUCUAAGAUUUGCAGACGAUUCUUACCUUGAUAGCUACAUAAGCACCAUUGGUGUUGACUUUAAAAUCCGCACUGUCGAACAAGAUGGAAAGACCAUCAAACUCCAGAUCUGGGACACAGCAGGCCAAGAACGUUUCAGGACAAUCACUAGCAGCUACUACAGAGGAGCUCAUGGAAUCAUUGUCACUUAUGAUGUCACUGACCAAGAGAGCUUCAACAACGUCAAACAGUGGCUAAAUGAAAUUGACCGUUACGCUAGUGAGAAUGUGAACAAGCUACUGGUUGGGAACAAGAACGAUCUCACAUCACAGAAAGUUGUGUCCACUGAGACAGCUAAGGCUUUUGCAGAUGAACUUGGGAUUCCAUUCUUGGAAACAAGUGCUAAAAAUGCAACCAAUGUAGAAGAGGCUUUCAUGGCCAUGACUGCCGCAAUUAAGACAAGAAUGGCUAGCCAACCAGCUGGAGGUGCCAAGCCACCGACGGUCCAGAUUCGCGGGCAACCAGUGAACCAGCAAUCAGGCUGCUGCUCAUCUUGAUUCAAUUAGUCACCAAUUCUCUUUGGAUCAUCACUCCAUUAUAAUCAUUUGUUUGCAUUGCAUGUAUGACUUCUCCAAUUAACAACUCCCCCUCUUUUCCUUCUUUGGUUUUCAUUUAUUUUAUUUUCAAAUUCUUUUUCUGAUGUAUUUCGAAUGCUUGAAACACAUAUAUUACUUUAGUAAAAAAAGUCCCUUUAUGAAGGCA
Capsella rubella is the source of this 941-nucleotide messenger RNA. RefSeq names its product ras-related protein RABD2b. Gene Ontology annotation, molecular function: GTPase activity; GTP binding. The record is from RefSeq and is a predicted model, not a curated record. Lineage: Eukaryota; Viridiplantae; Streptophyta; Magnoliopsida; Brassicales; Brassicaceae. The coding region runs from base 128 to 736 and encodes 202 amino acids. The transcript is spliced from 8 exons.